CGGUCACGCUGCAGUUUAGGUCACAUGAAGAGACAUGGCGGCUGAGAUCCACUCCCGUUCCCCUCGCGGCCCGGUCCUCCUCACUAAGAUCCCGGGGCACCGGGAGCACGUGACCUCCGCCUGUUUCAUUCCGCGCGAGGACGGAGUUAUCACGGCCAGCGAGGAUCGUACACUGCGGGUAUGGCUGAAGAGGGACAGCGGCCAGUACUGGCCAAGCAUCUAUCACACCAUGUCAUCUCCUUGCUCAGCACUGAGAUAUCAUCACGAGAGCCGAAAGAUCUUCGUGGGUCAAGAUAGCGGAGCAGUUGUUGAAUUUCUGAUCUCGGACGACUUCAAUAAAAUGAACUUUGUGAAGACGUAUCCAGCUCAUCAAAGCCGUGUGACGGAGAUCAUCUACUCCCCAGGCCCUGAGUGGGUGAUCAGCACCGGCCAUGACAAGUUCAUCACGUGGAUGUGCACCCAGAGCGGGUCUUUGGUAGGAAGACACAGCUUCGCCUCCUGGGCAUCCUGUCUCCAGUAUGACGAGGAUACUAAAUAUGCCUUUGUGGGAGACUUCUCUGGCCAGAUCACUCUGCUGAAACUGGAGCAGGGAAGCUGUUCUGUGAUCUCAACACUUAAAGGACAUGAAGGCAGCAUCUCCUGCCUCUACUGGGAUCCUGUCCAGAGGUAUCUCUUUUCUGGAUCCUCCGAUCAUAGCAUAAUCUUGUGGGACAUCGGAGGGAGACAAGGACGUACGCUCAUUCUCCAAGGACACCAUGACAAAGUGCAGGGUUUGUGCUACCUGCAGCUCACACGGCAGCUGGUUUCAUGCUCCACCGAUGGAUGCAUCUGUGUCUGGAACAUGGAUAUUGACCGAGAAGAGGCUCCGCAGUGGCUAGAAAGCGAUUCCUGCCAGAAGUGUUCCCAACCCUUCUUUUGGAACAUAAAACAAAUGUGGGACACAAAGACGGUUGGGUUAAGACAGCACCACUGUAGGAAGUGUGGGAAGGCUGUGUGCGGGAAAUGCAGCUCCAAGAGAUCCACCUACCCCAUUAUGGGUUUUGAGUUCCAGGUGCGAGUCUGUGACGCCUGCUACGAGACCAUCAAGGAUGAGGAUCGCGCACCACUGGCUACGUUCCACGAGGGCAAACAUAACGUCUGCUUCAUGACCAUGGAUAUCUCUAGAGGGCUUAUGGUAACCUGCGGGACCGACCGGCUAGUGAAGAUCUGGGACAUGACUCCCACAGUAGGCUGUAGUUUAGCCACCGGUUUUACUCCUCGCUGAGCAUUUGACUCCCUUCUGUCCCGAGCAAUGCACCUUAUGUACAGCCAUGCACACGCGCACUAACACUUGAUGGGCCACCGUUUCCAAUCUCUCUACUUCUACAUGCCGCGUGGAAGCAAAGCAAUGGACCAUGCAGUUAUCCCAACUCAGCAGGAGAUGCCUUAAUCGCCAAGGAGUUGUCCAUCCGUCGUUCUCGUCUGAUGGUUUAGCGUACUUCAUCACAGUGCUGGAAGCAUUCGAGGGGUUUUUAUUUUACCGGCCAUUAGUUGGAGAAGACGGCAGUGUAUAAAUUGCCACAACAAGCAAAGUGCAGCUGGCGAACCACAAAUAGCUGCUCGGUAUUUAGAAGCAAUACAGCUCGUCUCCCGAGAGCACUAAACCCACAUAUAAUAUUAAUAAUAAAAAAAUAACAUUCCUCUAUUUUUCGGUAGCUAGCCUUAAUAAUCUGUCGCGCACAUCUGACCAGGUCUUCCGUUUGGAAUGCUUUUGUUUUGUAUAUUUCUCACCACAGUGCUACCA
Molecule: messenger RNA, 1783 nt
Organism: Spea bombifrons (plains spadefoot toad)
Lineage: Eukaryota; Metazoa; Chordata; Amphibia; Anura; Pelobatidae
Gene: WDFY1
Product: WD repeat and FYVE domain containing 1
Exons: 12
Coding region: 35-1264 (409 amino acids)
Molecular function (GO): protein binding; metal ion binding
Source: RefSeq, a predicted model, not a curated record